CCGCCUCCUGCAAAAUGACUCACACACAGAAACAGAACAGGUAGAAAACACCUGGACAGGCUCAGCUGCAGCAGGAGGACACAGGGUCAUACCUUUUAUUUAGAUUUAUAUAGAUUUAAUGACUUAUACUGAGUCCUGACUCAUUAUUAAAGACUUUGAAGACACUUUGAUCGCAGUCUGGCUGAAGUGUGACUGUCCGAUCUGUUUGCUGUAUAUCUGCGUUCACAGCUGCUCCGCAGACACAGAGCCUGCCUGCCUGCCUGCCUGUCUGUCUGUCUGUCUGCCUGCCCAGGUGCCUCCCAGCAGCUUGGAGGAGGACUCGAACCUGAGACCGGUUCUUGUCGCUGUGCCGGGCUCCUGCUGUCCUCCGGGUUUAGAUCAGUUUGAGUCUUGGACAGAAACGUGCUGCUGUGAUUUCACUUCUAAACUUUGAUCCUGCGGUGGCUGCUGGGAAAUAAAGCGCCUCUGUGCUGCUGUCUCUGUCGGGGAAAACGUCUCUGUCUCUGCUGAAAUGUCUGUCAGCUCGGACCAGAUCCAGACCGGAGAGCAGAACCGAACCGGGGUCGAGCUGGAGCAGCAGGAGGCCGGGAUCCUGCAGCCGCAGACCGUGUUUGUCAUCCUGGACUCGGCUGAAACGCUCAACCUGGUCCGGGUGGAGUCUGGUAUCGUCGCCGACAUCGAGGUCGACAGUUUGCUGCCGUCGGACUGCGACACCUUCUACCAGAUCAAGAGUCAGCCAAUCAGCAUCAGCGCGUCAGCAGCAGCUUCCUCCUCUUCAUCCUCUCUGCCGUCCAGCAUGUCAUCCAGGGUUUUGAUGCGUCAGGAUUUGAUGCGUCAGCAGGCUCUGGAGGAGGAGCAGAAGGAGGCGCAGCAGCAGCUCCUCCGCUCGCACGACUUGUCCUCCCCCAUCUCUGUGUCUGUGUCCUCCUCUUGCAGACCUCCUGCUCAGGUCCCUGUGGAGGUGCUCAAGGUGCAGACUCACCUGGAGAACCCCACCAGGUAUCACAUCCAGCAAGCUCAGAGGCAGCAGGUGCGUCAGUAUCUCUCCACCACACAGACGGCCAAUCAGGAGCCAGCUGGACCAUCGCCAGGCCACUCCCCCUACCUGGGCUCCGCCCCCAAACUCCAGCCUGCAGACGACAGCGGCAAAGAGCAGAUGGAAGAGACGGUCAUCGAUGACAUCAUCAGCCUGGAAUCGAGCCUGAACGACGAGUUUCUGACGCUGAUCGACUCUGGAUUGCAGCUUGCCAACACGCUGCCGGUGUCGGGGAACAUGCUGCACGUGUACGGCGGCAGCAGAGGAGUGGCCACGCCCACCAUCCCCAUUAGCAACAGUUGCCCGGCCGACCUGCACGCCGUCAAGAGAGAGCUGAACGAUGUGGAGGCCAAAGCUCUGAUCAAAGACCGACAAAAGAAAGACAACCACAACCUCAUUGAGAGGAGGAGGAGGUUCAACAUCAACGACCGGAUCAAAGAACUCGGAGAUCUCAUCCCCAAAUCCACUGACCCGGAGACGAGGUGGAACAAAGGAACCAUCCUGAAGGCGUCGGUGGAUUACAUCCGCAAACUACAGAAAGAGCAACAGAGAGCCCGAGAGAUGGAGGAGAGACAGAGGAGGCUGGAGAACACCAACCACUCCCUGCUGCUCCGCAUACAGGAGUUGGAGCUUCAGGCUCGCCUCCAAACCCUCUCUUCCUCCUCACCUCUCCCCACCUCCUCCUCUUCCUCCUCCCUGGACCCCCAGGCCCUGCUCUCUCCUACGCUGCCUCACCCCUUCUCCUCCCCCUCCCCCUCCUCCUCCCUGGUGACCCCCUCCCUGGGUCUGGACGCCCUGAGCUUCGUGGAGCUGGACGAUCCUCAGGGAGCCUCCACCGUCUUCUCCCCAGACUUGAUGUCUGACGUGGGGCUGACGGAGCUCCACGGUCUGGGAGACAUCCUGAUGGAGGAGGGGGGAAGCGUGGUAGGAGGGGUGAUGUCCGACCCCCUGCUGUCCUGCGGAGCCUCGAAGACCAGCAGCAGGAGGAGCAGCUUCAGCAUGGACGAGGACCUCUGAUGACAUCAUCAUACACACAGGGAUCCUAUUGGCCCAGAGCUGGAGGCCGGGCGCCGCCCAGCCGGGAGUGUUUUUAUUUCAAUAGGACUAUUUUAAAUCAGUGACAUCAUCAAAACAAACAGUGCACAAAGGCGACGUCACAGGGAACAGCUGUAUCCUCCAGAGUAACCAUGGUAACCACUGUGUCCUACAGUGUUACCAUGGUAACCACUGGUGUCGGAGCAUCACUGCUGCCGGGAAAAGAAAAAACAACAGAUGAGAAGUAACCGACAUUAAAAUACUCACUAAACUAAAUGAUACGAAACCAACUGAAGGGCCGUCGUGGUGGAACCGUCUCUCUCUCUGCCCUCAUUUCCUGUCCGCUCGGUGACAUUACACUAAUUCACAAUCGUGACGUGUGAAGUCAGUUUUCCAACUGACUUUCUGAUUAUCUUGACUUCAAAAGUCUAAUUUUUGAUUACAAAGAGAUACAAAUUCAAAAUUGUGAAUUAUCUCGAGUCAUAAUCUCAGCUGAGUAACUUUGUAUUUUGUCAUUUGGACUCGCUGUGACUCUUUCUUCAUUCCUAACUUCCUGUCUCUUUCUUUCUCUUCCUGGCUGCAAUGAGCUUCGUCACAAAUGGAGAAAAAGUUAUUUCCCUAAAAUGUUCCUGAAGGUUUCCGGUUGAAAAGGGCUUUAAAGUAAAUAUGUCUUAACUGUUAACAUGUUUAUAUUGUUUCUAUGCAGCAAACAGCAUUAAUGUGUUCACCUGCAGCUGAGUCCUGCAGCUUUCUUUGGUUUACCUGGCCACGCCCCCAGUAUUGACAGUGUUCUUCGCUGCUGGAAUGAGUCAUACGUGUCUCACCUGUUCUGACCAGUUUGGCCAGCAGGUGGCGCUGUUCUGCAGGUGUGUACUCACCUGUGUCAGACUAAAGAAGGACUCUAGGAAACUAAAGAUGUUAUUUUAGAGAUUUUACCGACAGAACAAACAAUGGAAAACCUUCAGAUGAAUCUGCGGUGAAAACGAGCCUCAGCUGCAGCUUCCGUAGAAAACAAAGUUUAUUCACGAAGGUUUUUUAAACAUGACGUCUGACCCUCAGUUCAGUCCUGUAAAUAUGAACAUAUGUACAUAAAAACAUAAAUCUAUAAUCACUGUGUGCUGGAAACAAACACUGAUGAGAUAUUUUACUGGAUGAGAUCUGUUCAGGUUCAUUAUUGAGUCUAUUUGAUCUUUUAUUAUUUUUAUUAUCUUGUGCGUUCUGUUGGGUAAAUGAGCUUCAGAGGAAACAGAAGGGAAACUUCAGCAGUUCUGCUCUCACGACUAAAACGCUAUUUUUUCAAAUCUCCAAAUCCUGUCGUUCACAUCCUGCCGAUCAAAUCAUCCGUCAGUUUUUAUGAAAAUCAACCUGCAGAGAGAAAAUCCACCACAGUCAGUGUUCAGGAAACUUCAUUUGUCAAAGUUUUCGUUGUGUCUUAAAGGCGGGGUCAGCGAUUCUAAUCAAUACACGUCUUUUUGUCAGAUUCGGUGAAUCUCUCCUCGCGGUCCGCUAGCUGUGCGUUCAGUGUGAGCGCUGAACGCUCCUGUUCGUACUCAGCCCUGGCUCUGUGAACGGGAAACACAAAGAGGCUCGGACCGAGCCGCACAGCACUGUUCAGCCACGAUCUGUGUGUCAGUGACGUUAAACGACCUGCCCGCAGACAUUCAGCUGACUCUGUAGUUUAAGAUCGGCUGUUGUUGUGAUGUUAGCUGUAGCAGCAGGAGAGUUGUGAGCGUCGCUGUCUGGAGCUGCUGUGCUGCUCUGGGAAACCGUCUCGUCCUCUCUGGCUGUUAGCUUCGCAGCAGCAGCUGUAGGGACAGUUUGCUAACCCACAACCGAGCUAAGCUAACCCACAACCGAGCUAAGCUAACCCACAACUGAGCUAAGCUAACCCACAGCCUGGCUAAGCUAACCCACAGCCUAGCUAACAUUAGUUACAGUACUUGCUGUGUCGCUGUUCGUUCUGUAUCAUGGUGUCUGUCAUGUAUUGGAUUUCUCCAGAAUCGCGUUCCGCACCUUUUGUCUGUUUUAAAAUCUCUUCCUGUUGAAGCUUUGACAGUGUCCUCAACUUCCAUGUUUGAUUGUGUGUCCUCUCGUUGAAAACUCUAACAGAACAGAGUUCAUAAACAGCAGCUACGUUGACUAGCUGUUAGCUGUUAGCUGUUAGCUGUAACUGGACUGUAUGAAUUGUAGUUUGGAGCCACCUGCUAAGUUGCUGUUAGCGGUCACCUACAAACUGUGCAGUCCAUUCAGUCCGUUAGCUAAAAGCAAGCUAACUGUUAGUUGUAGUCGAACUGAGCGCAGAAACAGUUUUUCACUGAAGGAGAAAUAUUGAAAACAACAUUUUAAUAGUUGAAACGUCUCAGAACAAAAAGCCACAGAUGUUACAGGAGAUGAUGUCAGUGAUGUGAUCCAAUGCCGGUUACUAUGGAAACAUCAGCUGAACUACAGAUCCAACAUGGCUGCCGGCUCAGCUGUCAGUCAUCAGAUAAAAACUUAAAGGGAUUUCUGUUUUUUUUAUAUUGAUGUUGUUCUGAUUUAUGACAUUUAUGUUUACAAACAUCCGGUUUAUAGUUAAUGUGCUGCAUUUAGUCUGAAUAUGAUCUCAAUAUGUUUCAUUUAGCAUUAUGUUUGUUUUGAUAGAUUCUUUAUGUUUCAGAUUCAAACUUUUAUAUAGAAAUAAAGUCAUUUAAUAAAAACAGA
Messenger RNA from Siniperca chuatsi (mandarin fish), 4771 nucleotides. It is a transcript of the gene tfe3a, whose product is annotated as transcription factor binding to IGHM enhancer 3a. Gene Ontology annotation, biological process: regulation of transcription by RNA polymerase II. Gene Ontology annotation, molecular function: DNA-binding transcription factor activity, RNA polymerase II-specific; RNA polymerase II cis-regulatory region sequence-specific DNA binding; protein dimerization activity. Gene Ontology annotation, cellular component: nucleus. The coding region runs from base 512 to 2053 and encodes 513 amino acids. The transcript is spliced from 11 exons. The record is from RefSeq and is a predicted model, not a curated record. NCBI's taxonomy places the organism in Eukaryota, Metazoa, Chordata, Actinopteri, Centrarchiformes, Sinipercidae.